Messenger RNA from Musa acuminata AAA Group (dessert banana), 2186 nucleotides. Its product is annotated as transcription factor TGA2.3. Gene Ontology annotation, molecular function: sequence-specific DNA binding; DNA-binding transcription factor activity. The transcript has 10 exons. Gene Ontology annotation, biological process: regulation of DNA-templated transcription; DNA-templated transcription. The record is from RefSeq and is a predicted model, not a curated record. Lineage: Eukaryota; Viridiplantae; Streptophyta; Magnoliopsida; Zingiberales; Musaceae. The coding region runs from base 868 to 1866 and encodes 332 amino acids.
UUGGAGGGGGGAUCGAAGAGCGGAGUCAAAGUAGUGGUAGGAGUGGGAAGGAGUGGCCCUCCGCCGUCUCCUCGCCCCCCCCAAAUCUAGGGUUUUAGGUGCAGGGGUUGCGUCCUAUCCGCUCCAAGUCCCUCCAAGAUCGCUCCUUUGUGGCUUGAUUCGUCUCGAUUCGUGGCGGGUUCGUGCUUCCUCGGAGGCCGACUUGUUUUUUUUGGGCCUCGAUCUCCCUCCUUCGGAAGCCGACGGGUGCUGUUUGGACGCUUCCGUCCUGUGUGUACCGGUAGGGAUCGAAGGGUUGUCGUUCUCGGUUAAGGGUUGCCCUUGCUUUGUGUUUGUUGGGAGAUUCGCUUUUCUUGCUCCGAGAGGUUGGUGCGGAAAGGGGAUUCUUCGUUUCCGGUCCCGUGGAAGCAUUCUAGGUUUGUAAAGUUGAGAUCUUGGGGGGUUUUUUUUUCUCCUUUGGGGCUGCUCUGUGGCGGUGGAGGAGAGGAUGGCGACGGUGGAUGGGGUGUAGGAUAGGUGCGGUUGGAGUCGAAGAUGGUAAGCUAACUGCGGCCUGGGUGCUGAGCUCUAUAUCCUCGUUGAUGGUGGUUCAGAACAAAAUGGUUGACGUAGCAAGAAAAUAAAGUAAGGAGAAUGAAGAAAUGUCUGGAGGGGAAACGUUUUUGAAGAGGAAAGAGAGGAAAUUAGGGAAAGAGAAUGUGGAAAAUUGGAAUAAACAACAGGGAGCCAGGUGGCUGGGACCCUCUGUCAUGUUGUUCUGACUCCCCGUUCAGCUGCUAGUGUUGAGUGUUUGACUUCUCUCCAACAGAAGAUUAGCUUGGUGCCAUAAUCUUGCGGUCACUUUGAAAACCAGGAAGAUUUUCGACAAUGGCAGAUACUAGUCCUAGGACAGAUACCUCCACAGAUGUAGACACAGAUGACAAAGAUCAGAUGUUAGAACAAGGACAACUUGCUGUUGUUGCAGCAUCUGAUUCAAGUGACAGGUCGAAGGACAAAACACUGGACCAAAAAACACUUCGUCGACUUGCUCAGAACCGUGAAGCUGCCAGAAAGAGUAGAUUAAGGAAAAAGGCUUAUGUACAACAACUAGAGACUAGUAGACUGAAGCUUACUCAACUUGAGCAGGAGCUCCAAAGAGCUCGCCAGCAGGGAAUUUUCAUUUCUAGCUCAGGAGAUCAAACUCAUGCUAUGGGUGGAAAUGGGGCCUUGGCUUUUGACGUAGAAUAUGCACGAUGGCUUGAAGAACAUAACCGGCAGAUCAAUGAACUGAGGACUGCAGUGACUGCUCAUGCCAGUGAAAAUGAUCUCCGUGUUAUUGUUGAUGGCAUCAUGGCCCAUUACGAUGAAAAAUUUAAGCUUAAGGGUGUUGCUGCCAAGGCAGAUGUCUUUCAUAUAUUAUCAGGGAUGUGGAAGACACCAGCCGAGAGGUGUUUCUUAUGGCUGGGGGGUUUCCGCUCAUCUGAGCUUUUAAAGCUACUUGCAAGUCAGCUGGAGCCACUUACAGAGCAGCAAGUAAUGGGCAUUUGCAACCUGCAGCAGUCAUCACAACAGGCCGAGGAUGCUCUCUCUCAAGGGAUGGAGGCAUUACAGCAAUCCUUGGCAGAAACAUUGGCUGGAUCACUUGGUCCAUCUGGAUCCUCAGGAAAUGUUGCAAACUAUAUGGGUCAAAUGGCAAUGGCGAUGGGCAAACUUGGAACUCUCGAGAGUUUUCUUCGUCAGGCUGACAACCUACGACAACAAACACUGCAACAGAUGCACCGGAUAUUAACUACUCGUCAGUCUGCACGGGCACUUCUUGCCAUCAAUGAUUACUUCUCACGGCUUCGUGCCCUCAGCUCUCUUUGGCUUGCUCGGCCGCGGGAGUAAGCCAAAUUUGUUAUUUGUGCCUUACCUGAGCUCAUUUCUUCCUACUCUUAGAGCUGAUCGCAAAAAUAUCUAGCUUAUCGGUCAGAGUUACUACUAGCUCCAGUAUAUCAUGGCUGGCUGGAUGCUUGCAGUGUAGUUUUAGACACUCGGUGGAGCUAAAACUUAACUCAUGUACAGCAAGAAUAGCCCACCAUUCUCAUGCGAUGUACCAUUAACUUGUGCGAGAAAACCCACCUCAUGUUGUUGGCGUUCUGUAAGCUUGUAUUGUCUCAGUUAGAAAAAAAAUGAUUAUUGAAUAAUCACGCAGAAAUUUUACCUAA